UCGAGAUGAGCUAUGGGGGUGCCAGGAGGAGGUGGAGGUGGUAGCAGGGUGGCGGUGGCCAUUGCAGCAGCAGCUGCCUGCCUGUUGCUGCUGCAGCUGUGCGGUUGUGCGGCGGCGUUGCCCAUGAAGUCCGGCGGCGGCGGCGGCGCCAGGUACAAGGACCCGUCCCAGCCGCUCAACACGCGGAUAGACGACCUGCUCCGGCGGAUGACGCUCGCCGAGAAGAUCGGCCAGAUGUCGCAGAUCGAGCGCGAGAACGCCACCGCUGACGUCAUCAACAAGUACUUCAUAGGGAGCGUGCUGAGCGGUGGAGGCAGCGUGCCGGCGAAGAACGCCCCGCCGGAGGAGUGGGCGAAGAUGGUGAACGGCAUGCAGAGCGGCGCCCUGUCGACGCGCCUCGGGAUCCCCAUGCUCUACGGCAUCGACGCCGUCCACGGCCAUGGCAACGUCUACAGGGCCACCAUCUUCCCCCACAACGUCGGCCUCGGAUGCACCAGGGAUCCAGAGCUAGCAAAGAAGAUUGGAGCUGCAGUCGCACUGGAGGUUCGGGCCACCGGUAUCCCGUACGUCUUCGCUCCAUGCGUUGCGGUGUGCAGAGACCCUCGGUGGGGCCGGUGCUACGAGAGCUUCAGCGAGCACCCGGAGGUGGUGCAGAACAUGACCUCCAUCAUCUCGGGGUUCCAGGGCGAGAUCCCCGCCGGCGGCCGGCAGGGCGCGCCGUUCGUCGCCGGGCAGCGCAACGUGGCGGCGUGCUCCAAGCACUACGUCGGCGACGGCGGCACGACCAAGGGCAUCAACGAGAACAACACGGUGGCCACCUUCCACGAGCUGCUCAGCAUCCACAUGCCGCCCUACUACAACGCCGUCAUCCGGGGCGUCUCCACCGUCAUGAUCUCCUACUCGAGCUGGAACGGGGUCAAGAUGCACGCCAACCACUUCCUCAUCACCGACUUCCUCAAGAAGGAGCUCCGCUUCAGGGGUUUUGUGAUCUCGGACUGGCAAGGGCUUGACAGAAUCACCACCCCUGAUCAUGCUGACUACCUUCUGUCCAUCAAGCUGGGGAUCCUCGCCGGCAUUGACAUGAUCAUGAUCCCGUACACGUACACGGAGUUCAUCGACGACCUCACCUUGCUGGUGCAGAACGGCACCAUCCCGAUGAGCCGGAUCGACGACGCCGUCCGCCGGAUCCUCCGCGUCAAGUUCACCAUGGGCCUCUUCGAGAACCCCUACGCCGACCCUAGCCUCGCCGGCGAGCUCGGCAAGCAGGAGCACCGCGACCUUGCACGAGAAGCCGUGCGCAAGUCCCUCGUCCUGGUCAAGAACGGCAAGCCCGGGGACAAGCCGCUCCUGCCGCUGCCCAAGAAGGCCCACGGCAGCGUCCUCGUCGCCGGCAGCCACGCCGACGACCUCGGCAGCCAGUGCGGCGGCUGGACCAUCACCUGGCAGGGCCUCACGGGGAACAACCUCACCGCCGGGACCACCAUCCUCGACGGCAUCAAGCGCGCCGUCGACCCCGGCACUGACGUCGUCUACUCAGAGAACCCUGACGCCGGCUUCAUCCAGCAGAACAAGGCCCGGUUCGACUACGCCAUCGUCGUCGUCGGCGAGCCACCGUACGCCGAGCAGUUCGGCGACAACCUGAACCUGACCAUCCCGGAGCCCGGCCCGGCCAUCAUCCAGAACGUGUGCGGCAGCGGCAUCAGGUGCGUCGUGGUGCUCGUCUCCGGGCGGCCGCUGGUGGUGGAGCCGUACAUCGACGCCAUGGACGCGCUGGUGGCGGCGUGGCUGCCGGGGACGGAGGGGCAGGGCGUCGCCGACGUGCUGUUCGGCGACUACGGGUUCACCGGGAAGCUGUCGCGGACGUGGUUCCGGUCGGUGGAGCAGCUGCCCAUGAACGUCGGCGACGCGCACUACGAUCCAUUGUUCCCGUUUGGGUUCGGGCUCGAGACACAGCCGUCGUCAUAUUAG
Messenger RNA from Panicum virgatum (switchgrass), 1968 nucleotides. Its product is annotated as beta-glucosidase BoGH3B-like. The transcript has 6 exons. The record is from RefSeq and is a predicted model, not a curated record. Gene Ontology annotation, molecular function: beta-glucosidase activity. Bases 13 to 1968 code for a protein of 651 amino acids. NCBI's taxonomy places the organism in Eukaryota, Viridiplantae, Streptophyta, Magnoliopsida, Poales, Poaceae. Gene Ontology annotation, biological process: glucan catabolic process.